Molecule: messenger RNA, 1215 nt
Organism: Coccomyxa subellipsoidea C-169
Lineage: Eukaryota; Viridiplantae; Chlorophyta; Trebouxiophyceae; Coccomyxaceae
Exons: 9
Molecular function (GO): ATP hydrolysis activity; ATP binding
Source: RefSeq, a predicted model, not a curated record
AAGAAGAAAUUUGGGUCCAGCUGGGAUGCCAAAGAGGCAGGAUCUACCGAGGGCACAGAGGAGGACUUCCUGUCCAACCUGGGGACAGCACAAAAUUACAACAUCAACGUCUCACAUGGUCAGAGCAGCAAAUUCAUAGACCAUCUCUUCACUGGGAAUGUUCUAGGCCACGAGUCCGACAUAGCCGACGGCAGCCUCCGCGGCUGGGAGUUCAGGAGCUUUGCCAAUAUAGUCGGCGACUACUAUGUGUCCCCACGCUUCCUGGAUGCUGUUGCGAUGCACAUUGUGAAAAACUGGAUGGUGGACAAUGGCGCCUUUGACCCAUCGCACAGAGUGCCCCUCAUCCUCGGCAUCUGGGGGCCCAAAGGGCAAGGGAAGACCUUUCAAACAGAGCUGACUUUUAAGAAGCUUGGGAUAGAGCCGGUGGUGAUGAGCGCUGGAGAGCUGGAGUCAGAGUGGGCCGGGGCACCGGGGCGGCUGAUCAGGGACAGGUACAGGAGGGCUGCUGAGGUGGCAAAGGUGCGGGGGCGGCUGCCGUGCCUCAUGAUCAACGAUUUGGACGCCGGUGUGGGUAUUCAGGAGAAUGUGCAGCGCACGGUGAAUAACCAGAUGGUGUCAGGGACCCUGAUGAACCUGUGCGACAACCCCAACCGGGUGUCGGUCUUCCAAGUGUGGCGCGACUCAGACCUGGUGCAGCGGGUGCCCAUAAUUGUGACCGGCAACGACUUCUCCACCCUCUUCGCGCCCCUCGUGCGCGACGGCCGCAUGGCUAAGUUUUAUUGGGAGCCGGACCGCAUCGAUCUCCUCAACAUCCUCCACCAAAUGUACAAGGAGGAUGGUCUGAGCGUGGAGGAUACCCAAACGCUGCUGGACACCUUCCCGGGGCAGUCACUCGAUUUCUUUGGGGCGCUGCGCGCAGCCACCUAUGACAACCAGAUCCGGCGGUGGAUCAAGGAGGAAGUGGUCAAGGCUGACAUCACCGACGAGGACGCCAACAUGCGCGAGCUCUCUAAAAGGCUCAUCGACCACAUGCAUGUUGUGCGCAGGAAGGAUCUGCCAUCCUUUGAGCCGGUGGACCUCAAGCUGGAGGAUCUGCUGAAGGAGGGGCACAGGCUAGCAGAGGAGCAGGAGAACGUGAACAGAUUGAAACUUUCGGAGGAGUACAUGAAGAAUUCUGGCGGCGGGGGUGUGAGUCUUAUUGGUCUGCAAGGUUGA